CCCCCAUAAAGCUCCCCCCCCUCACUUAUAUAAUACCCCCAUUUUGAACGAGUGUUCCACAACCCGAGCGUGAGCAUCCACUCUCUCUCUCUCAUAGCAACAGUGUCCACUCACUCUGUCCGCAUCAGACUGAAGGCCCUCUCUGUGUGGCGCAACCGUCAACCGCGUAUAAGGCCCUACACCUGGAAAGUCGGCUGUUUUAAACAUUUGCCUCUGUCCCCUGGCUCAAAGUCCACUGUUCCAUCCUUGCUGUGACUCUGCUUGACCAAUUCUGGCUAUCGUCCAAUUCUGACUGACCACUGUGACACAGAGAGACGAUGGCUACCUGUAGAGUUGGGGUCCUGCUCCUGUUUCUCGUAAUACUUGCGUUCCUGGGGAGCCAUUGUGUGACGUCAGCGAAAUGGCGACAGGCUCGGGACGUGUUCCUGUCCAACGUGGAGACGCUGAGUGAGAUGGUGAAGCGACAGCCGAGUCACAUGAUCACCACACGUGACCUGUUUGGUCUAACCAAAGACGAGGAUGUCGAAUUAACAGAUUCAGCACCAAGCGUACAAGGAACAGACAUCAAAAAGUACCACGAGACCUACAGAGGGCUUCCCGUGUUUGAUGCCACCCUCACCGUGGAGACAGAUGCCAAAACCCAUGUGUACACUGGCCAGGUGACAGGUAAACUAGUUCAAAACCUUGAUGAUGACAUCAACUCUACAAUACCAAAUGUCACUGAACAGGAAGCUGUGCAAUUAGCUCUGAUGUAUGGCAAAUUCCCUAUGGAAGGGGCCCGCAUAGACAGCGACAAACCUCAGUUGAUGAUCUAUGUGAAGGACAGUAUCGGAAUUCUGGUUUACCGAGUUCAAUACUUUGCUGUGUCUGAUGGGGAAAAUUAUCGAUUUUGCAUGAUGAUCAAUGCGAAGACUGGAAGGCUUGUAGACAAAUGGAACACACUAGAAACUGCGAGAGAGAAAUAUCAGAUGAAAGGCAUAGGAGGGAACAAAUUGAUAGGGAAGAAAACAUACGGGGAACUGCUCCCUUAUUUGCAGGUGAGGCGGACGGGAGAAGAUUGCUAUUUCCGCAACAGCUUCGUGAUUGUUGUGAACCUGAAUGGGAAGGAGUUUCUCUCCGAUGAGGAUGAAAAAACUUAUCAUACCAACUGCAAGAAUGGUGCAAAGGAUGAAAUAAAUGGAGCUUAUUCCCCGGUAAAUGAUGCUCUUUUCUACGGUACCAUUAUCCACAAUAUGUACAUGGAAUGGGUGAAAGUGCCCCCGAAGAAACAAUUGCCUAUGAUCUUUCGGGUGCACUACGGACACAACACGGCCGUGGCUAACUACAACGGCCGAAACUUCACGUUUGGUGAUGGUGAUGACACCUUCCUGCCUCUUGUCGGUCUCGACAUAGUUGCUCAUGAAGUGACACACUGCUUCACAGAAGAACAUUCAAACCUGGUGUACAAGGGUCAGUCGGGGGGCAUCGACGAAUCCUUCAGUGACCUGGCCGGAGAGGCAGCCGAAUAUUUUGAAAAAGGAAGCAACGACUGGGAAGCUGGAGGCGGCGUCACCAAAAAUUCGAUACGCAAACUUUGUAAACAAUCGGAGGAUGGUAAAUCAAUCACAGAUGCUGGAAACAUCUCCGAUGAUAUGGAUGUGCACUACCUCAGCGGAGUGUUCAACCGGUUCUACUGUCUGUUAGCCAAUUACAAAGACUGGAGUGUUAAGAAAGUAUUCCAGAUAACGGCACACAGCAACCGUUUCUACUGGCAUCCAAAAACCAACUUCACAGAGGCUGCUUGUGACAUCAUGAAGUCCACUUAUGAUCUUGGCUAUGAUACAGCUUCUGUACAAGAAUCUUUUGCAAAAGUAGGCAUCAAAGUCUGCGAUAUAUCUAUGUACAUCCGUAACAUUCAUGAGAACUCAGUAGUUGAGGGUCUGAGUUCAGUUCCUGGAGAGAAAAUCUUGUUUAAACUCAAUGUGAAGACGGUAUCAUUAAAGAAAGUGAAAGUUAUUACUUUUGCUGGAACCGGAGAAGUAGAUGUUUAUGCUUGCUACAAAAGAAGUCGGUGCUCUGAACGUUUGACAAAAUGGCGAUCAAGUCAGCCCGGAACGGACCAAUUCCUUUCGAUUAGACAUCCAAAAGUGGGAAAAUACUUCGUAACGCUAAAACCAAAAACAAGGUCAUAUUUUGCAAAUGUAACAAUCAAAGUGAAUUAUGAAAAAGAUUAAAAUAUUUCUUUUAAAUAAAAAAA
Messenger RNA from Octopus sinensis (East Asian common octopus), 2236 nucleotides. Its product is annotated as elastase. Lineage: Eukaryota; Metazoa; Mollusca; Cephalopoda; Octopoda; Octopodidae. The record is from RefSeq and is a predicted model, not a curated record. Bases 318 to 2213 code for a protein of 631 amino acids. The transcript has 2 exons. Gene Ontology annotation, biological process: proteolysis. Gene Ontology annotation, molecular function: metalloendopeptidase activity.